AUGGGCAAAGAAAGAGUAGCUAUCAUCGGUUCUGGCAACUGGGGAUCAGCCAUAGCCAAACUUGCUGGAAAUAACGUGAAGAAGCAUUCGGAUGUAUUUGAUGAUUCCAGAGUGCCCAUGUGGGUCUUUGAAGAGGACUACGAAGGUCGUAAACUCACUGAGAUCAUCAAUACCGACCAUGAGAACAAGAAGUAUUUACCGGAUGUCAAAUUCUCUGAGAAUAUAGUGGCUGUUCCGGACCUCCUGGAGGCAGUCAAAGGUGCUACAGCAUUGGUCUUUGUCAUGCCUCAUCAGUUCCUUCACAAGUGCUUGGAUCAACUAGAAGGCAAGGUAGAGAAGAAUGCCAAGGCUAUUUCCCUCAUCAAGGGAGUAGGAGUAGAGGGCUCCGACAUCCACGUAUUCGCCGACGUCAUUCAAGAUCGAUUGGGCAUCUCUACUUCUGCUCUGAGUGGUGCCAACAUCGCGAAUGAGGUUGCUAUCGAUAGAUUCUCCGAGACUACCGUUGGUUAUAGAACUGAAGGGGAAGGUCAGAUGUGGCAGAAGCUUUUCCAAACACCUCAUUUCAAAGUUCAGCUUAUCGAUGAUGUCGCCGGUGUCUCGCUCUGUGGUGCGCUCAAGAACAUAGUCGCUGUAGCUGCUGGGUUCAUUGACGGAUUGGAAUAUGGAAACAACUCAAAGGCCGCUAUCAUGCGAAUCGGUUUGCUCGAGAUGAAACAUUUCUGCCAAGAGUUCUUCAAUGACGUCAAGGAGGAAUCGUUCUUACAAGAAAGUGCAGGUGUAGCAGACGUGAUCACCUCUUGUCUCGGCGGUAGGAAUAGGAAAUGUGCUGAAGCGUUCGUCAGACAGAAGAAGCCUUUCGAUGAGCUGGAGAGGGAUAUGUUGAAUGGUCAGAAAUUGCAAGGUAUUCAUACUGCUAAAGACGUCCACAUCUUCCUCAAAGCUCGAGAUAGACUUGGUGCAUAUCCCUUGUUCGACAAGGUGUACAAUAUCUCAUGGGAGGGCUUGCCUGUUGAAAAGCUCACAGAGGGGCUUUAG
Kwoniella botswanensis is the source of this 1035-nucleotide messenger RNA. RefSeq names its product glycerol-3-phosphate dehydrogenase (NAD(+)). Gene Ontology annotation, biological process: carbohydrate metabolic process; glycerol-3-phosphate catabolic process. Gene Ontology annotation, molecular function: protein homodimerization activity; glycerol-3-phosphate dehydrogenase [NAD(P)+] activity; NAD binding. Bases 1 to 1035 code for a protein of 344 amino acids. Gene Ontology annotation, cellular component: glycerol-3-phosphate dehydrogenase (FAD) complex; nucleus; cytosol. The transcript is spliced from 12 exons. Lineage: Eukaryota; Fungi; Basidiomycota; Tremellomycetes; Tremellales; Cryptococcaceae. The record is from RefSeq and is a predicted model, not a curated record.